CAUGAUGUCUUCGCCUCCAACAAGAACAAGAUCCGAGAGAGAAAGUUCGUGGUGGCGAAGAAGAAUUCGAGGAGAGAGAAAGUGAACUCUUCAUUGGCGGUGGCUUGUAAGUGCAACAAUAAAGGGAGGAAGUGUGUUUGUUUGGCUUAUGAUACCCUUAGGGCUUCGCAAGAAGAGUUUUUCAAGAGAGGCGGCAACGCUGUUUUGGACAAUGAUGAUGCGAAUGAGUUAGAGAAAACUGAUAGAGCUGCUGAAGAAGGCGAAAAGGCUGUUCCAAACCCGGAUGGGAUUGUUAAUGGACUUGAAGAUAAAGUGUUUGAUCAUUGUUCUGAGCCUUGUGGAUUUGAAGAUAAGCAUGACCAAGAUGAAACUGAGGGAUCUUGUGAAAUGGGUGUUUCUAAUUCUAACAAAGAGAGGAGGGACAAGUUGUUGGAAGAUGCAAGGAAGAGUGUGCCUGAACCUGGGUCUGGAAGAGUGUUGCAUUUGGUUAAGGCUUUUGAGAACCUUUUGUCAAUCCCAAAAUCAGCUGAUUCUGAGGAGAAGGAGGAGAAAGAGAUAGAGGACGCCAGGAAAGGAAUGAAAUGGGCAUUGCCUGGGUUGCAACCUCAAUUACUUCCCGAGACACAAGUCUCUUCGUCUUCAUUCUGCCCUUCUGAUUUUAUACUCACUUCGGAGAGUUUAGGUUUGGAUUCGCGCGUUUCUUCUUCUCUAGACAGCAGUCAAGGAAGCGUUUCUAGCAGGAACUCUGGUGGUGGUCGAAGAAGCCGAAGAAAUAGUGCUGAGUCAUCUGGGACAUUUGCUAGUCGACAUUGGAAGAGAAAGCAUCUGAAACAAACCUUCCAGAAACCAUUCAAUCUUAGAACUGAGCAAAGAGGAAGUUGUAAACAAGAAGAAUUCCUCAAAAAAGUUAAACAGAUGAUGGAGGAAGAGGAGAAGCUGCGCAUACCAAUUGCACAAGGUCUUCCUUGGACAACAGAUGAGCCAGAGUGUUUGGUAAAGCCUCCAGUUAAAGACAUUACCAGAGCACUUGACUUAGUGCUGCACAGUGAUAUCAGGGCUGUGGAGCGUGCUGAAUUCGAUCAUCAGGUGGCAGAAAAGUUGAGCCUUGCUGAACAGUAUAAACUAGAAAAGGAGAGGCUGCAGAAGUUGGAAGAGGAAGAGGAGCUUAGAAGGCUUAGAAAGGAGCUCAUUCCCAAGGCUCAACCACUGCCUUACUUCGACAGGCCUUUCAUCCCUAGAAGGUCAACGAAGCAUCCUACCAUACCGAGAGAGCCUAAGUUCCACCUACCUCAACACAAGAAGAUCAAAUCUUGCAUGUCCUGGAGUGAUUUGUACGCGGAGCUACAGUGAGGGGUGGCUAAAGAAAGAGACUUAGAUGAGAACAUGCUGGGAAUUACAGCACAUUUUAUUGAUUUUUUUAGCAUUCUUUUAUUAUUUGUACAUGAAAGAAAUAAGUUUCUCAGAAUUUUGCCAAACAGCGUGUUGCUAUAUUUUUUUCCUUGGCACGACGGCGUGCCAUGUUAAUGAAUGCUUCAUAUCGUUCAGCCUGUUUUCCU
Molecule: messenger RNA, 1556 nt
Organism: Coffea arabica (coffee)
Lineage: Eukaryota; Viridiplantae; Streptophyta; Magnoliopsida; Gentianales; Rubiaceae
Product: microtubule-destabilizing protein 60
Biological process (GO): regulation of mitotic spindle organization; activation of protein kinase activity; mitotic spindle assembly
Cellular component (GO): spindle; nuclear microtubule
Molecular function (GO): protein kinase activator activity; microtubule binding
Source: RefSeq, a predicted model, not a curated record